AUCAGUUUUAUGACAGAGCUGGAGUUUUUUUUGGUAAUUUGCAGCGAUGAGUCCUGUUUCGGGAGAUAGAAGUGUUAGAACAAUUUUUUUCCCAAGUAGUCCAGAACUCGAAUAAAUACAUUUGGAACUGCACGGGUGUGUAUUGACAAUGAGUGCAGUUACCUCUCGUCGAUUGAGUGCCAGUACGUCAAAUGUAGCCAAGCUGGAGGAGAUGGAGCGCCUGCUGAGAGAGGCGCAGGCCGAGAAGAACCGCCUCCUCGAACACAAGGAGCGGGAAAUGGAAUUUCGAAAGCAGGCCUUGGAAGAGGAGAGGAGGAGACGCGAGGAUCUGGAGAAAAGGUUACAAGAGGAGACCAACAGACGCCAGAAACUGAUCGACCGCGAGGUGAAGCUUCGAGAAAAGCAGAGGGUGCAGUCCCGGCCUCUUACUCGGUAUCUGCCUGUGAGGAAGGACGAUUUUGACUUGCGGGCUCACAUUGAGUCGGCGGGCCACAGCCUAGACACGUGCUUCCACCUGUCCAUCUCUGAAAAGACCUGCCGAGGCUACUUGGUCAAGAUGGGAGGCAAAAUCAAAACGUGGAAGAAACGCUGGUUCGUCUUUGACCGCAACAGACGCACACUAUCCUACUACGCAGACAAGCACGAAGUCAAGUUGAAAGGAGUCAUUUACUUCCAAGCUAUUGAAGAAGUAUACUACGAUCACUUGAAGAAUGCACACAAGAGCCCAAACCCCUCCCUGACCUUCAGCGUGAAGACUCACGAUAGGGUCUACUACAUGGUUGCUCCCUCUCCCGAGGCCAUGAGGAUCUGGAUGGAUGUGAUCGUCACAGG
Haplochromis burtoni (Burton's mouthbrooder) is the source of this 831-nucleotide messenger RNA. Its product is annotated as pleckstrin homology-like domain family B member 2. The record is from RefSeq and is a predicted model, not a curated record. Lineage: Eukaryota; Metazoa; Chordata; Actinopteri; Cichliformes; Cichlidae. Gene Ontology annotation, biological process: regulation of microtubule cytoskeleton organization. Gene Ontology annotation, cellular component: basal cortex.